UUUUGCGAACCCGACUCCCUUUAAUCUGUUUUCUCCCUUUCUCUCACUAGUUCUCGAAGCCUUUGACACAUAGACCUGGCCUCUGGGAUAUAGGCCUCGUCCUUCUUAAACACUGUCAAUGCUCGCCCUCCUGCUUCGUUCCUUGGCGCCGAGCGAAAGGAAACUAUUUCUCCUCUUUGCUUUUUAGGUUUGAGAGCCCCCGUUAGAAUGGAAUAGAUACCUGGUAAAUUACUUUGUUACAUGCUGCUGCAGUCACCGGACAGAUUUUAGCCGCAGAUGCUGACGUCCCCACCCUACCCGGGGAGAGCCUUGUGAACCGAGAUGAUUAACAGCGGGUCCUGUUUCCCUCUGAUUUGGAAAGAGAGAGAGUCUUGUAAUUAUAAAUUGCAUUCUAGCUCUGAGGAGCUCAGCUAAGAAAUAUUCUCUUCAUUAAGAGUAACUGGAUUACUGCAGAAUGACUACAGAAGUAAUAUUACAUUAUCGACCAUAUGAGAGUGAAACCACACAACUGCCAAAAAUUGCAGAGAAAGCAAUUCAAGACUUUCCUACACGUCCACUAUCAAGAUUUAUUCCUUGGUUUCCGCAUGAUGGGUCCAGACUUCCACUCAAACCUAAAAGAUUACCACCCGUGAUUUCUAAAGAGGCAACUGAAGAUGUAAGACAGUACUUCACCAUUUCAGAACAUGAUAUUAAAUUGCAGAGUUAUGAUUGCACAGUAGAUCUACUGGAGUUUCAACCUAAUUUGAAAAAAAAGAAGCACUUAAUCCGAUCACACACACUGAAUGAACAGACUAAUUCUGGAAGUCUGGAUAAACAGUCAGAAAAAGGAAAACAGCACAAGAAGAGGUCUUGGAGUGUUUCACUUCCCAGCCGUAAUUGUACUGAAAAUAUUUUUCCUUUGUCUGAAAAAUUGCAAGAUAGUUUAAAGGCACUAAAUUUGCACUCAUUUUAUAGAGCAAGAUGGACAAUAGAGCACACUAUUUGUAACAACCAAACUCUGGAAGACAUUUGGGCAAAACUCAAUCGAAUUAUCAGGUGCAAUGAACUUCCAUCUUGUAAUGCUACAAUUCAGAGACAUUUAGGCCAGAUAUGGGUGUUCUGUGAUGUUAUGUACUGUGAAUAUGUGGGAAGUCUUCUUAAAGGAAGAUUAGCUCUUACUGGGAAGAUUAACUUAUUUGUGCAUAAACAUGGUGUUAUUUUUAGUAUGUAAUGAAUUCCACUAAUUGUCAAAAAGAAAAAUAUUCUGAAUGAACUGAGUAGGAACUGAAACAGAUGAAUAAAUUUUUAAUUGUGUGGUAAUAUAUGUACAGUUUGUAUCCCAGAAAUAAAUAUCAGGUGAAUUCCUAGGCUUGUCACUUAAGUCGGGAACUUUCUGUGUGCUACUUUGAGCAGCCUUCUUUUAAAUGAAUUGUGAUAAAUUAUUAUUUUUACUGAAUUUAAAGGUAAAAUGUUUUAUUCCUUUUGUUCUGUUACUUUUCCAAUGGUUGAAUUAGAUAUUCCUAUGAAUUACAGUGACUAGUUUGGAUUUUGGUAAAUCCCCCAAAUCUAAUUUUACAGUAUUUUUUCUUUACUCACCUAAAGUGUAAUGAUUUUUUUAAAAAUAAAACUAAAACCAGUUCUGUUGGGAAUGGUAUUCAAGUGCCAUGAAUGUGGUAUUCAAAUUGAGAGACCAGCCCAGAUUCUGCCGAUAUUUCCAAAGAUAUGUAAUAGACAAUAGUUGAUGUGUUGUUCUGAAACAAAAGUAUAAAAUGUAUAAUUUAUCUAAGACCAUAAUAUAUCUUUAAGGCAAUAAGCUCUUUUGAAGUAUCAAA
Physeter macrocephalus (sperm whale) is the source of this 1811-nucleotide messenger RNA. It is a transcript of the gene SHLD3, whose product is annotated as shieldin complex subunit 3. Gene Ontology annotation, biological process: positive regulation of double-strand break repair via nonhomologous end joining; positive regulation of isotype switching; negative regulation of double-strand break repair via homologous recombination. The record is from RefSeq and is a predicted model, not a curated record. The transcript has 2 exons. Bases 455 to 1210 code for a protein of 251 amino acids. Lineage: Eukaryota; Metazoa; Chordata; Mammalia; Artiodactyla; Physeteridae.